Xyrichtys novacula (pearly razorfish) is the source of this 736-nucleotide messenger RNA. The record is from the annotation of a GenBank genome assembly. Lineage: Eukaryota; Metazoa; Chordata; Actinopteri; Labriformes; Labridae.
AGAGCCUGGUUGUAGUCUUCAUUAAGCCGAGAGGCCACAGCUGAAGCCAAUUCUGUAGAUGAAGCGAGCACAUAAAAAGACCAAGAAAACCCCGAGCUCUGGAAGCUGCAGCCAUGUUUGUUCUUAAUCUGGUGUUCUUGACUCUUCUGGCCUCAUCAGCUGCUCAACCAGGUACGACUGAAAGAAAGAAAGAAAGAAAGAAAGAAAGAAAGAAAGAAAGAAAAUGUUCAUUUAUUUAAUUUGCCUUUUUUUCUCUCUUGCUGCAUUUCUGUUCUAUAUUUCCAGAAUUAACUCAAUAUGCCCAGAACCAGUGGAUUAUCCAUGAUGAUAAUCUACAUUAUGAAGACACAGAUGUAGAGUCUUGGGCAGUUGAGGAUGUUUGGCCAAACAGCUCUACAGAACUACAUGAAGAGUGGACGACAAAGGACCAGAAGAAGCUGCUGACCAACCCACAAUCAUACGCUCUUGAAGAACAAGGCAAGCAUCUUAAAACUGUCCUCAUAAAACCAGCUCCAGAUUUAAUUUACUGUUAUUAUUUUUUAUUUCUUGUCAGAUUUCGAUGAAGUAGAAGACUCGGCUGUGUGGAAAAUCGUCGUGGUUGUCGGAGUCCUACUGGUGUCUGUGGUGGGAUCUGUGAGCAUGGCUUAUUAUUACUGUGUCUGGAGAGGAGGCAGGAUUCACUAUCAGCCUCAGAAACAAAUUUACGCUUGAAAUAAAGUGAAAUUUGAGUAAAAUC